UGGGUUCUGGGGUUUUCAUGAUUUAUUUCAGUUUGCUUUGAGAUAAUGUUUAUGGUUUCAUUUUUUAGAAAGGGCUUUUGCCUUAAGGGAAAAUAGUCCAAACAAUUUGCCCUGGUAAUUAUAGAUAGCUUUAUUGUCUCUUUUCCAGGCUGCAAAGUACAAUUCUUAUGUUCCAUAAUGGGCUUAUUUUGGUUUGUUUGUUUUCUGUUUAUUUUCAGGCAAUAUUUAGGGCAGGUGAGGAAAUGUGUAUUAUCAGAUUUGUGCAAACCAUUGAAAAGAAAAUAAACAUAGUUAAAUAUUAAUAGUUUUUUAAUUUUUCAUUAUGUCCCUUUAGAAACAUUGAUCUUAUCAAAAAGAGACAGUAAGUGUUGACAAGGAUGUGGAGAUAGUAGAACCUCAUACAUUCCUGGUGGAAUUGUAAAACUGGUACAGCCAUUUUUUAAAACAGUUUAGCAGUUCCUCAAAAACUUAAACAUAGAGUUACUGUGAGACCCAGUGAUUCCACUUUUAGAUAUGAACCCAGGAUGUUGAAAACAUGUCCAACACAAAAAUCUUGCUAACGAAUGUUCUUCAUAUUAUUGUUCAUUAUGGCCAAAAAGUGGAAACAACCCAAAUGUCCAUCAGCUAAUGAAUAAGCAAAAUGUGCCAUAUACAUACAAUGGGAUAUUAUUCAGUGAUAAGGAAUAAAAACUUAUUGAUACAUCUUCUAACAUGGGUGAAACUUCAAGACAUGCUAAGUGAAAAAAGCCAGUCACAAAAGAGCAUAUAUUGUUUGAUUCCAUUUAUAUGAAAUGUCCGGAAUCAUAGGCAAAUGCCUAGAGACAUAAAGUGGAUUUGUGAUUGCCUGGGACUAGGGGCAUAGGGUACAGGAAAGAGAAGUUGCAGCUAACUGGUACGGGGGUUUUUGGUGGAUGAUAAAAAUGGAUUGUGGUAAUGGUUGCACAACUUUGCAAAUGUAUUAAAAGCCAUUGAAUUUUACACUUUAGGUGAAUUGUAUGGUAUGGUAAAUGUAUCUCACUAAAGCUGUUAUUUUAAAAAAUUGGUCGAUAUCUAAGUGCACUGAGGAUAUGGUUUCUUUUUAUUACUCAACCAUCUCAAGAAUUAUCCAACUCCAUUUUUGUAUGAGUUAUUACAAUGAACUUUUUUUUCAUAUUACACUUACUGUAUGCCAGUUCUUUCCCGUAUAUGUAAACCUGAUCGUAAGGGUUGGGAUACAAAGCUGAAGCUAAGUAUGAUGUCAUCUUAGUAUUGUCGAUUGUCCCCUUUCAAUGUUGUCUACUAUGUAUUCCUUUCUUAGGACAUCUAAGAGUCAGUUGAAAUGCUGUCUUCCAAAACUUGUGUAUUCCAAUGAACCAUGCUUCUUCAUAUUCAUGUCAGUAUCGUCCAGACUGUCACAGCCAUCCUCUCCCCAGUCAGGCUGCCCAUCACCCACCAUUCCAGCAGGUAAAGUCAUUUCUCCAUCACAGAAGCACACCAAGAAGGCACUAAAGCAGGCUCUAAAACAGCAACAACAGAAGAAGCAGCAGCAGCAAUGCAGGCCAAGCAUGUCCAUCUCGUCCAACCAGCAUCUGUCUCUGAAGACUGUCAAAGCAGCCAGUGACUCCGUACCUGCCAAACCUGCGAUGUGGGAAGGAAAGCAAUCUGAUGGACAGUCAAGCAGCCCUCAGAACUCAAAUUCUAGCUUUGCUUCUUCAGUUAAAGUGGAAAAUCCUUUGCUAAGCUUGGGGAAGAAGUCAUUCCAGAGGUCUGACAGGCUCCACACAAGGCAAAUGAAAAGAACUAAAUGUGCUGAAAUUGAUGUUGAGACACCAGACUCCAUUCUGGUUAAUACAAAUCUACGAGCACUGAUCAACAAACACACCUUUUCAGUCCUUCCUGGAGAUUGCCAACAGCGAUUGCUUUUACUACUUCCAGAGGUGGAUCGACAGAUUGGUCCAGAUGGUCUGAUGAAGUUAAAUGGCUCAGCCCUUAACAAUGAGUUCUUCACUUCAGCAGCCCAAGGCUGGAAGGAAAGACUCUCAGAAGGUGAGUUUACACCUGAGAUGCAGGUGAGAAUUCGACAAGAGAUUGAGAAGGAGAAAAAAGUAGAGCCAUGGAAAGAACAAUUCUUUGAAAGCUACUAUGGUCAGAGUUCUGGCCUGAGCCUUGAGGAUUCAAAGAAAUUAACGGGUUCACCCAGUGAUUCCAAAGUAAAGAAAACCCCAGCUGAGCAACCAAAAUCCAUGCUUCCUUCAGAGGCCUCUCCUCUCAGUGUAGUCCCAGUAAUUCCCCAGUUAGAGUCUAAAGAAGAAGAAGUACCAAUGCCAUCACCAGUCAGAAAAGAGGAGCACGAAAGCCAAGAUAAGGUGCAGCCAAGCUCCAAAUCCACAGAGCCCCUACUUUCCUCAGCUAGCAAUGCAAAUGAGCUUAGCAGUGUUCUUUCCAUCAAGUGCCCAAAGGACGAGGAUCAUUUGGAGCAGAAGCCAGUUGCCUCUGCUGAACAGGAGUCUGAGAAGGAGAAUCAUCUCACUACAGCCUCUAAUUAUAACAAAAAUGAAAGCCAGGAAGCUUUAGUUACAUCUCCGAGCAAAUCCAAGAGUCCUGAGGUGGAAAAACCAAUAAUGAAGCCCAUAGUAGAAGCAAGUCCACAGGAGGCCACUAUGAAAGAGCUUCCGUCAGCUCUGGUUGACCACAGCCCAGAAAGCCUCAAGAGGAAAGCUUCUCUCACCCAAGAAGAGUCCCCUAUGAGCUGGGAGAAGAGGCCACGUGUCACAGAGAAUCGCCACCACCAGCAGCCAUUUCAGGUCUCGCCACAGCCCUUUCUCAAUAGAGUGGACAGGAUCCCGGUGCGAAAAGUACCACCUCUCAAGAUCCCAGUCUCCAGAAUCUCCCCCAUGCCGUUUCCUACAUCGCAGGUCUCUCCCAGGGCUCGUUUUCCAGUCUCCAUCACUAGUCCUAACAGAACAGGAGCCAGAACUCUUGCAGACAUCAAAGCAAAAGCCCAGCUGGUCAAAGCACAGAGGGCAGCAGCUGCCGCUGCAGCUGCCGCUGCUGCAGCCGCCUCAGUUGGAGGGACCAUUCCAGGACCUGGCCCAGGGGGUGGACAAGGUCCAGGAGAGGGUGGUGAAAGGAAAACUGCUAGAGGAGGGAGUCCAAACUCAGAAAGAGUCGGUGAAACUGGAAAGGGCCCCACACUGGAACUGGCAGGAACUGGAAGCAGGGGAGGUACGAGAGAGCUUUUACCCUCUGGUCCAGACACUCAGCCCCAAUCUGAGACCAAGACCCCAGGCCAGGCACAGCCUCAUAGUGUCUCUGGAGCACAACUACAGCAAACCCCCUCAGUGCCUCCAAUAUCUGCCAUCAGUGGAGCAUGCACAAGUGUCCCAUCACCAGCCCACACUAAUGCACCCCCACCAGCUUUAGUGAAAUUGAAUAAUGAAAAACUGAAUCCCUCCAGGGCAGCAGCCACCAUGGCCUCUCUAAGCCACCCACCGUGGCCCAGUAAUUGCUGGCAAGAGAAAGCACCUUCUACUCCAGCAGAUCCUGCUCAUUUUACUGCUGAUGGCACAGCUGAGCCCAAAGCAGCUUCUAGUAAGAAUCCACCAAACCCUUCAGCCUCAGCAGAGACAAAUGCUAGUGCUUCAGUGGAUAUGACUCCCUCCCCUUUAACAUCUUUAUUAACAACAGCCACUUUAGAAAAGCUUCCUGUACCCCAGGUCAGUGUAACUGUAGCACCUACCGGAUCAGCUCUAUCCUUGAGCACUUUGCCAGCAGCUUCUAGCCUUAAAACUCCAGGAAUUUCUUCGAAUAUGAAUGGACCCAUUUCAAGGCCAAGUUCUAGUAUCCCUGCUAAUAAUCCUCUGGUCACUCAGCUGCUCCAGGGCAAAGAUGUUCCCAUGGAGCAAAUUCUGCCUAAACCUCUCACCAAAGUUGAAAUGAAAACUGUUCCACUGACUACAAAAGAGGAAAAGGGGAUAGGAGCACUCACAGGCACCAACAUAACAGAAAAUAGCACCAGAGAGGAAGGUAACGAGAGGCAGUCUCAUCCAGCUAUACAGCAGCUGGGGAAAACCUUGCAGAGUAAGCAGCUCCCCCAGGUUCCAAGGCCCCUUCAGCUCUUUUCAGGUAAGGAUCUGAGGGAGUCUAGCAUUGACACACACCAAUACCGAGAAGGACUAAGUAAAGCAACCCAAGAGCAGAUCCUUCAGACUCUCAUCCAAAGGGUUCAGAGGCAAAAUGUUUCCUCGUUUGCACAGCCCUCUCAGUUCAACUUCACUCACUCAGGUUUCCAGUUAGAAGACCUCUCCAUAAGCCAGAGGUUCAUGCUGGGUUUUGCUGGCAGAAGGACAUCAAAGCCUGCAAUGGCAGGUCACUACUUACUUAACAUUUCCACCUAUGGCCGGGGUUCAGAGAGCUUUAGGAGGACCCAUUCUGUAAACCCUGAAGACCGUUUUUGUCUAAGUAGCCCCACUGAGGCCUUGAAAAUGGGAUAUACAGACUGUAAAAAUGCAACAGGAGAUAGUAGCAGCAGCAAAGAAGAAGAUACUGAUGAGGAAAGUACUGGUGAUGAGCAAGAAUCUAUCAUGGUGAAGGAGGAGCCCCAGGCUGCCCAGAGUUCUGGCAAGUGUGAAGCAAGUUCAGGACCCCACAGUAGAGAAAACCUAUCCACCAAUGAUUGUUUAGCUAAAAAGAACGUGAAGGCAGAGACACCAGUGCAUGAGCAAACCACUUUAAGCAAGGAGAAUUACCUCUUCCCCAGAGGCCAAAUGUUUGAUGAAAAGACCCUAGCCAGAGAUUUUAUUCAGGCAGCACAGAAGCAAAUGGCUCAUGCAGUAAGAGGUAAGACAAUGCGUAGCAGCCCUGAGCUUUUCAAUUCUACUGCUCUUCCUCUACCUACAGACAGUCCCACACAUCAGCCUCUCCUCCUUCCACCACUGCAAACCCCAAAGCUGUAUGGAAGCCCCACACAGAUCGGGCCAAGCUACAGAGGCAUGAUCAAUGUCUCCACCUCAUCUGACACGGACCAUAACUCUGCUGUACCGGGGAUGCCUGACUGUAGCCAGGUAUCUAGUAACAUAGGUGAUGUCAUGUCCUUUUCAGUGACUGUCACUACCAUCCCUGCUAGCCAAGCUAUGAAUCCCAGUAGCCACGGCCAGACCAUUCCUGUUCAGGCCUUCCCUGAAGAAAACAGCAUAGAUAACACGCCUUCGAAAUGUUACUGCCGUUUGAAAGCUAUGAUCAUGUGCAAGGGGUGUGGAGCUUUCUGCCACGAUGAUUGCAUUGGCCCCUCUAAACUGUGUGUCUCUUGCCUUGUCGUUCGGUAAAUGAGACUAGAAAGAGAACACUGUAAAGGAGGCAGGAAGGGAAGGGUUGACAAGAUGUGUUUUUUGCGUCCUUUUGGAAUCACAGAAAUAAACAAGUAGGUUUCAGUUGUCUUAAGAGACAAAUGUUACUUAAUCAGGAAUAUAGAGUACAGAUCUUACAUUUUAGAGGAAGAGCACCUUGUAUAGUAAGUCUAAGUCAAGCAAGACUUUGUGAAUUUGUGACAAGUUUGCACUUACAAAAUCAUGUAAAUAUGUCACAUUUUGUUUUAACAUUAUUUUUCCAAGUGUUUAGGUAAUAAUGUAUUACUUUGAAUUCAGAUUUGUGUCCUAUUUGACGUGACUCUGAGAAAAGUUUAAUGCCAUGCAUGGUGAAAGGAAGCUGUCUCCCUUCUGUCCUUUCCUAAGAGGCUAGGAAAAGGAAGGAGCGAAGGAAUGGUCUGGAGAAAUGACCAUUCAUGCUGAUUAUGUCUUGACAGUCUGACUUCAGGCUUUACAUAGAUCCUUCAGCCUUUGCAGGAUUUGAAUUCAGGGUUUACUCAGUCCCUUUACCUUAGCUGGAACCUUCUUAAGUUCAAAUUUUUGAUAAGGUAUUAAUUUCACAAGUAGUAUUUCAGACUCUGAAAACUGUCUUGUUUCUUGGCUUCCAUAAACCAGUACUCUUGCCAAGCACUCUGCUUGCAGUUUGGGGAUUCCUGCUGUUCCCUCAUCCACUCCCCUGCACCGAGUCAGUGAACGUGGCCGCGAAGAGUACCCUCUCUGGGCCCUGUGUUAGCAUAGCCUGUGCAGGGCAGCAGUGCCAGCAAUAAUGUCCAAGUACUUAGUCGUUCAUGGGAGCUUACAGACAGGUUUGAAAUACUAGUAUAAAGUUAACAGAAAAGUAUUAGUGAUGGGGUGAUUUGAAUCAAGUGUUUUCUUGGGCAGGGGGCAGGGGUAAAGGUGCAGAAACUGUUAAACUGAACAUAAAGAACCUUGGGAAACGAUUGUAACACUAGAAACAAGGUAGCCUCUCUUUUUUCUCUUUUCUCCCAACCUGUUACAUAAUGUUCUAUAGUCAACUGUUGGCUGCAGGUAGAAAAGCUUAUUCAUGGCACAUGUGCCCAUUCUGGCAAACCUGUUUUGACUUCCCAGGCAUCUGAGGAAUAUGGAGUAGUUUAUUACAUAUUACUUUGAACACACACGUAUGCACACACAGUAAAAGACACUUCUGUUAUAGAAAAUAUGUCCCCCAUUUUGGAUUACUACUGUCUAUGCACUAGAAAUUUCUAAUGUAAAGUGUCUUCAAGUGAAUGGCUAAGAGAACAUCUAGAAAGGAAGAGAAAUUAGCUCCAAAGUUUCGUCGUCGUUGUUUGCUUUUGUUAAUUCUUUUUUGUCUCCUUUUUUGUUGUAUUUUUAAUCCUCUCUUUAGUGACUGAAGGACUUGUGAGUACAUAUAUUUAGGUCAUGGUUAAAGGACAUUAAAAUAAGUCUACAAUUUACCAGAAUUUGGUAUUAAAAAAUCGGGUUUUGUCAAUGUGCAUCAUUUGCAUAUUGAUUUCAAGUUUCCUAAUUUCAAGUGUAUAAAGUAAAAAUAUUGCUGCAACCUGGUACAGUCGUCAUUGUACUUAAUAUUCAGGAUGUGAUAUUUACAACACGCAGGACAGUGUAAAUUUGAGUCACAUUCCAGAUUAGGAUAAAGUAGGCAGUAAUAAUCUUCGCUUUACCCCCAUUCUGUUACCCUUUCCUCCCCACCCUACCCACUGCAUUAAACACUCUUAAUACUUUUAAACCCCAUAAGAAGCUUAUUACUUCACUGUUUUUCAUUUUUCGUGUCUGGUUUUUUAUGUGGCCCAAGGCAAAUACAGGAUUAAUAUCUGUGUUCUAGUUUCAGCCAAGACAAUAGGAUGUCCUUCUAACUGCCCUUUUUCUUCCAGCACGCACAUAGCUAAGAGAGUUGAAAGCUGCAUGGAUCCAGGGAUGAGGAAUAGGAAGAACCAGUAGGAAACAGAAACCGUGGUUCUGUUCCCAAGCUUUCAGUACCCUGGGUAAUCUAAGGGGGAGUUAAAAAGACCAAUUGCUGGUUAAAACUCUCCAUGCCCAGCUUCUUCACUCCCCACUUUGGUGGCAGGGCUGAGGGCUUGUCUGCGUGCUGGAAGUGGUUGAGUGGUUCAGAACUGAUCCCAUGCUAGACAUUAAUUACCAGUUUGGAUUGAUCAAGUGAUUUUUCUUCUUCGCACCUUUCCUGUCGUAGAAAGUCUCUCCUCCAUGGUUCCCUUAAUCUGAGGGUGGACAGACUAACCAGGAAAGGAAGAAAGGCAUCAGGGAUUUUCAAAUUCAUUUAGAGAGCAAACCAUAUUGUGCCUCUUCAUCUUGACACAGGCUCUUGCAGAUAGAUUCUGAGCAUUACUAUACACCAGAUUCUCUUAACAAAUAAUACCCAGCUAAUAAAAUAUUUGCAUUUAUGAAUACCCCUAAAACAGAAGUUGUCAACUAGGUAUACUGCCUCAAUCUUGACCAAAUAAGAGAAUAGUUAGAUUUUCUUAGGUUGGUAGUAAAUUGACUACAAUCCAUUUAUCAGUUUGUUUCAAAACAAUGGUUAUAAGUAGAAAGUCAUCUAAGCUGAACAGGAAAAAAAAAAUUAGUCUGGCUCUUUUGCAAAUGGAGCAAUAGAAACAAGAAAAUCUCUAAAUUAUUAGAGUAUGUACUCCAGUACCUUUAAAGCAGUUUUUAUCUUAGGUUUUCAGAUACUUUACCUUUCAAUUCAAUCUGAAAUGUUUCUAGUAAGUGCUAAGCUUAUUUUUAUGGUAUUAAAUUGCACUAUUUCCAGUGACUGGUGAGGCGUUGUGCCUGAUGCUUCUGCCUCCAAGGGAUGCUUCUUGAGCCUUCAGACCCUUCCACUGCAGGGCACCUUGGGGAGAUCACAUUAACAAUAUAUCAUCUCAGUCUUACUUAUGAAUGUUCUAAGUUGUCUAGUAGAGAAGGCUCUCUUGAGUCUUAAAGAAUUUUAAUUAAAAUUCUCCAUCCAAUUAGAAAAUAAAGCCCAAUAACCUGGAGUUGUUUGCCCUACUUCUAUUCCUUAACCCCUGUGCUCAAGAUACUGAAGCCAUCUGUGGUAUUCUAUGUGAUGUUCUUAAGAGUAAGAUCUGGCAAAUGGGAAAUUUUUCUUGGGGGAGGGGAAGCAUACUUGCAUGAGCUGGAAAGGCACACAGAUGUAGAUGUUGUAGGAAUUAUCUCAGAUUUAAAUAGCCAAAGGAAGACCUCACUGCCUUCCAGGUGAAGGAGUAAAUUUAUACAUAAUAAUGACCUGACAUUUACCAUCCUAAUUGCUUAUUAUUGCCUUUCUCCACCUUAGAGUCCUUAAAGAACUCUUGGGUGAAAUGAUUUGUUAUAAUGAGGAGGUCUUCUCUGGUCACUACAUCGCAUUUAUUGCUAGAACUCACUGUCCAUGAGCAGUGCCAGGAUUGUUUUCUCUGUGACCUAGAGGUUUCGCUUCCCAGCAAGGAGGGAAAAGUCUCCCUGUUGCAUUACAACAACGCUAAGUAAAAAACUUGGCCAAGGGUAGUUUUCAGCUCAAUUUAUAGAAUAGUCCAAAGAGACUCCAAGAAACAUGAUCAUAGGCAGGGAUCUUUCCUACCGUGUUUCAAUACCUACAUACCUAUUGAAAGAGAACAAUAGGUGAAACAUUUCCUAAAGUUGAAGUAAGAGCUUCAUAGAUUCUUGGUUACUUUAUUUUUUUUAAUGCUUUACAUUUGAUACAACUAUUAAAGAUCAAUUUUAAAAAUAGCUUUCCAGUAAUAUAUUUUAAGUAAUAUAUAUUUUAAUAUCUAUGUAAAAAUUGACAAUGGAAGACUUUUAAUUUCUCGUAUAUGGUAUCUUUAAUGUAGGACCUCACUGUUAAGGCACAAAUUACUUCAAAGGAAGUUACUCUAAAGACACUCGGAUUAUUUCCAAAAAAUGCAAUAAGGGGAAUAGCUUUGGAGUUUAUUUUUUAUUUUGAAAGAAAAUUGACUUAUUUGCCACAAGCUAUUUUUUUUUUCCUUCUGGCUAUAAGGUUUGUACAGACUGGUUUGGUAAAUGAUAAACUUUUGUGUCUUUUGCCUUUUUAAAGGAAUUGUUAACAUUGGAAUUGAGGGUAUGUACAGAGAAGUUGGUGUCAACACCAUUUAAAAAGUCAUAUUUUUUCACAAAUAUAGAAAAUCAUUUUACAUAAGAAUUUUAAGUAUUUGCAAUAAAUAUAUGUAUAUAGAUUGUAUGUAUUCAUAUAUUCUUAUUUUUCAUUUUAUUAUUAAGUAAAAGAUAAUUAAAGUGAAAAUAAAAACCUUGGAGUUUUUGGUGAAUUUUGAGGUCUGACAUAUGUUUGAGAGUGGUGUGGGUGAGGGUCCUCAGUUGUUGCCUUAUACUAUUAUUGGAAGAUUAACACAUUGUAUAGAAAAGAGUAAAAUGAGGCAUUUGGUAAUACAUCAGGGUAGUGUAUUUCUUUCAGAACUCUAGUAAAUGCUAAAUUCUCCUAAUCUGCUCAUCUCUAGGUUUUCACUCUUGAACUAUUCUGUCUCCUAACCACCUAAUGUUACUGGGAAAGUAAGGAAGAAAAAACCAUGGUACAUUCUUUAUUUUAAUGUGCCCAUUGUUUGCUUCUAAAACAAAGAAUGGUAAGAAAAUAUCUCAGGGGAAAAGAUAGGUUUUCCUUUCUCCACAGUGGUUAAUAAUUCAUUAGCAAACACUCACUGCCACCACCUUCCAGGCUGUAGAGGUAUGUGAAGAAAUGGUCUCAUGAAGAUAACAGAAAACUUUUUCUGUUUCCCAGUUCUCUGAGAAGUGAGUUUCAUUGCCAGUUUUAUGUCCUUCCUGACUGAUCUGGAGAGGUGAGCUAGCAGAACUUGAAUUUUGAUCUCUGUAGGGCCAGGAAAUGAGGACAAAGCCAGAUGUUAGGAGAGGUUGUCCACGGUCCCAUACCUAGAGACAAUCUGGAUUCCUGCUGUCCAAGAGAAGUAAUUUUGUGCUUGUAAAUAUUUGGUGUUAGGGUAUGAAUGAGGAAGAAAAAUGACACCUAGAUAGUCUUUGGAAAUAAAGGAUAUAUAGCCCAUUCUUUAAAAAUGAAAAAUAUAUGGAUUUAUUAAUGACCUGAAAGAAAAUAAGGUCAGAAUUUCAAGAAUGUCUUAAUGACCCAUGAAACUGACUUUAAUUCUAGUUCACUAGUUUCCCCCAUAAUUGCCCAGUUAUGGUUAUUUUCACUGAUUAAAAUAGCAUAUUUUGGAAUUAGUAGGGAUACAUAGAAUGCUUUUUGAAAGACAUUAUUUUUCAAAAAUUGAAAUUUCAAACAUCAGGGUUGCCCAAAGACAUUGGAGAUAGUUUAGCCAUCCAAGAGAACAGCACCCUGAAUUGUUGCUGAAAGUACGCUGUUUCCAGAGGAAAUUUCUUAAGUCUCAGGGAACUUCUGCAUCCUCCUAAUUCCCAUAUCUAUAGAUAGGAAUGAAGGUGAAAUACUUAAAUGUGCGUGAAGCAGUCCAUGAAUGACCACUCACAAAGACACACGCAUUUCUAGUACAUAUUUAUCAUUAUUUAAAUGGGUCUCCUACCUCACUGGAAAUAAAAUUCAUAUUCAGGUAAUGACAGUGGAGCCUAAAGGUGUUGUAGAUGGUCUGCAGUUGAGUGAGAAAGAGCAGUGUACCAGAACACAAACAGCUUCAACUUGGAUCCCCAGCUUUCAUGUAUUCUCAUUGCAGAGUCUUAGAAACCUGUGUUCACCGCUUUUGACACUAUGGGACCACAAAUAGUCUUCAGCAAUCAGAGAUUUUGCAUAAGAUUUCUAGCUGUUUCUGUGUAUAAAUCAUGUUAUUCACUACAAAUAGUUAUUGAGUACCUACCAUGUGCUAAGCACUGUGCUAAAGUUCUGGUUAUGCAAGGGUAAACAAAAGCAGCCAUGCACAUUGUAAAAGGUCUUCCUAAAGUAGUAACCAUACCGCAGGUGUCUAGUUCAGGGCUCAAGGAGUAAUAUAUGCUACAUAUUUCCCAAGACGUGGAAGUUUAAGAGUAAAUGAGUUUUGAAACAGAAGCGCUUGAGAUACACAGUGGCGAGACAUGAAGAAAGAAAGGCAUUACCCCUAGAUGAAACAAUGUGGAAGUGAGGAGCCUUGUUAAUAAAAUUUACCUUUUUUGAGAACUAUCAUUGGAAGAUCUAAGUUGUUAAUAGAAAUUUCAGGAAAUCUUUUAGUAAAAAUCUAAAUGGAAGAGAAAGAAUCCGACGCAAUCCCUUUUGAUUCAUUCUGCUCCUUAUGUCAGUAAAGUUGCUUUAUCUUAUGGUCAACUAAUCCUUUCAGAUAACACUUGGGUAAAUAAUGCAGCUUUCCUGUCACUGUUCAAACCCAAAAGAAACUUCAAGGGAAUAAAAAAAAACUUGAUUUUCAUCUUAUAGUCUUGUGAGAAGGAAGUGAAUCUAAAGAGAUGUUGCUUCCCUGUUUUUUCUUCAUAAUGCAUACAGUUAGUAUUCUGUUUUAUUCUAAUAUUCUAGUAAUAGAAUUGGCUUUUUUUUCUCUAAGUCACAGAACUUGAGUUAAAAGAGGCUUCAGCAAGACCCUAGCCUUUUUUAAUGGCCUAAAUCCUAGUUCUUUUAAGACUUUCUGGUAGAAAGGUUUUAAAAAGAUAAGUCAUUGUAUUUUGUCAGUGCUUACUCUGGAAUUUUCUUUAAAGUUUAUCUUUAACCUGGAUUAUUGAUUUGCAACUUGAAUUCUAUAUGGCAAACUACCCAUGUUCACUGUUUAGUCAAAGAGCUAUUAGGCGUAUUCCACUAUGUGGUGAAGUCUCAGCUCUGUCCGGGCAGUAGGAGAGUGGAUAUCCUGUAUUUUCCUAAUGCUUGGUAACCUUAAACAGAAGGUUGGGUUUCUUUCCUAGAGACUGUAUAAACUGAGGAGUAUCUGUACUUGAUGUAGCUCUCAGUCUGAACCUGAAAAGACAAUCCCUAGAACGAUUUCGUUACCGUGAAGGGAGAGACUGAACCUGGAAGAGAGACCAGAGAUGAACAGCUGUGAAGGUGAGCUGUGGCUAGAUAGUGGGCCUCCUGAAGAGUAACUUCAAACUCAAUUUUCCUGGUUCUUCAAGCUCGAAAGAAGCUAAAGGAAAUUUCAAACCAUAUCCUGAUUUUCGUCUUGACUGCAAAACCUAGAGAAUGCCUAGGGGAGAAGAAAGGUAAACCCUAUAUUGGAUUUAAAGUAAAUUUAAGUAGAGUUUGAAUUAUUACUCUCUUACUGAAUUUUUUAUUUUUUAGCUUUUGGGUUCACAUAACAAUGUUGAAUUGUCAUGAGUGUAUCAUGAAAUUUGAUUUGAGACAUCUUGGGCUAAACGAUGGUUUUCUAUUGACUAUCUAGUGCCAACUUUUGCUGCUGAUCAGGUUUUAGGGUUGUGCAUCUGUAUUUUUGUUAAGUGACCCAAACAUUGGCUCAUAAAUGCUAUUAAACCAGCUUGAGUUAAUGCUUAAUUUUAUUAACUUUAAUCAUAGGUGGUCUUUUUUAAAUAUUUAAAAUUCAGAUUAGCCCAAUAAAAAAGCAAUGCACUAAAUGUUGUCAACAUAUCUCAAGAUGCUUUAGAACUAUUAUUUAACACAUAGCCUAUGUCCUUCCUCUGGAAAGUGGUACAUAAAAUUUUACAUCUCUUGGGUCAGUUCUUUGCAAAAACUAGCGUCUAAUGUUUUCUGAUACCUAGAGCUUGGCAGCGAUGGAGUUGGGCUUUGACCCUAAGUCAGUAAUUCUUCUCAUUUUAGGUUUUCAGGCAAUAGCAACUUGAAAACUUCAGUGGUGGUCCCAGCUGAACCAUAUGUAAUCACUUUACAUGAAGUUUAAAUUAAUGAAACUCUUCCAGAGUCUCAAAUUUGGUUUCCCCUUUCUUACAUAAGAGGAUAGGUUCUGGGCUGGGUAGGACCUGAUAAUGUAUUCUCUGAUGAUAAAUUACUGAUUGAAGGGCAAGUUUGUUCUUAGGGAAUUUGCAAAAUUUCUAGAAUCCAUGAAUGAUCUAGAGUACAUGACAAAUGAAACUCUAAAAAUUAAAAACUUUUCUCUUAACUAUAAGUGCUAUGACCUAUUUUUUAAACCCUAUCUUAAUUCUGUGACUCAUUGCAUCCCCCCUUAAGACUUUCACCAGCACCGUGAGAAAUCAGAAUGGAAGAAAUGGCCUUAGGUUGGUGGAGUUCAUUUUAAAAUCUUUGUGCACAUAGGCCUUAGCACUUUGACAGAUAAAACUCUGCCUUUUAGCUCCUUCUCACUGUCGUCUUUAUUCUCACUUUUAGAUUGUUCUUUUUAUUGGUCGUAUAAAACUACCUUCUUCAGAAUUGAAUGUAUAAUAAUGUUUCUGCACAUGGACAAAGUGUAUUUUACCUUGAGUCAUUUUAUGUUGAAUAAAGACAUACAGUUUUACUCUA
Molecule: messenger RNA, 13686 nt
Organism: Equus quagga
Lineage: Eukaryota; Metazoa; Chordata; Mammalia; Perissodactyla; Equidae
Gene: ASXL2
Product: ASXL transcriptional regulator 2
Exons: 9
Coding region: 1269-5303 (1344 amino acids)
Biological process (GO): animal organ morphogenesis; positive regulation of transcription by RNA polymerase II
Cellular component (GO): PR-DUB complex
Molecular function (GO): DNA binding; peroxisome proliferator activated receptor binding; chromatin binding
Source: RefSeq, a predicted model, not a curated record